AUGGCGAAGAGAGUGAGCGAAAACACUCUCUCGACCAUUCGUGAGAAGAGCAACCCGUUCUUGUGGAUGGAUCACGACGGAUUACUGACGGAAUUCUACACGAGCUACUUGACUAGUGGUCCUGGCUGGCUUUACGGCCAGGAACUUGUCAGCCAGCUCUGCCAUCGCUACCAGACGAUGGACAUCCUUGAGAUUGGUGGUGGUACCGCUUCAGCAACAAAAUACAUCUUGGACAUCCCGCAGUUGGGCUUCAACAGCUACACGUUCACCGACAUUUCCCCAGCGUUUUUCGAAAAGGCCCAAGAGCACUUCUCAGCACAUGAGGAUCGCAUGAUCUUCCAGAAGCUGGACAUCACCAAGAAGCCUGAAGAGCAAGGUUUCAAGCCGCACUCGUACGACAUGAUCAUCGCCUCUUCUGUCCUCCAUGCCACCCCGAAGCUGGCAGAGACGAUGGCCAACGUACGGUCUCUUCUGAAGCCUGGUGGCCAUGUCGUUCUGCUUGAAGCAACUCACCGGGACCACACCCGUGUUGGCUAUCUGUUUGGUUUAUUCCCGGAUUGGUGGGCCGGAAUGGAUGAAGGCCGUGAUCUGGACCCCUUUGCGGACAUCAACCAGUGGGAUUCCAUCUUCAAGCAGACUGGAUUCUCCGGUGUCGAUACCCGCACGCUGGACCGACAUGGCAAUCUAUUCCCCAACACUCUUUUCUGCACACAUGCGGUCAAUACAAAGGUCGCGCGUCUCGACGCGCCGCUUUCCGCUCCUCCUGCCGAAAAGGCACUUCCCCAAAUAGUCGUGAUUGGCGGGGGCUCAACGAAAUCAGCUCGGAUCUUGGAUGAGGUGCGAAAGACGUUGCCUGACCGGGAGAUCGUUUCUCUCAAGCGGAUUGAAGACGUCCUCGAGUCGAGUAUUCCACCCAAGUCGACGUUCCUUGUCCUUUCGGAGCUCGAUCAUGAGACCUUCUCUGGCAUCGAUGAGGUCAGAUUCAGCGCAAUCAAGUCCCUCCUGGAGCUCGCCGGCACAAUCCUCUGGCUCACUGAAAACGCAUGGAUCGAGAACCCCUACCAGGCCAUGACAGCCGGUAUGCUUCGAUCCGCUCGCCUCGAGUACCCCGCCACCCACAACCAGUCGCUUGACGUUGACGACGCCGACAAGUUGGACACCAAGUUCCUAGUCGAGCAACUUCUUCGCCUCGAGGAGCCUACAGGGUCGAAGGAAGACAUCCUGUGGACACUGGAGCCCGAGGUGUACGUUUCCAAGUCUCGUGCCUACAUUCCUCGCAUCAAGCACGAUAUCCAGAGGAACAACCGUCUCAACUCGAAGCGUCGUGCCAUCACGGCCCCAGUUGACUCUCGUCAGACACCCGUGACCCUACUGGCGUCGGAAGACACUCUGCAUUUGGAGUCAUCAGAGACUUACGGUACAGACUCCUCCGCGGAGACGGACAUGCAAGUCAAGGUAAACUUCUCCCUCGGAAACGCUGUUCGUGUGGGCGAUCUCGGAUUCUGGCAUCUCGUGCAGGGUACUAUCGUUGGCACAGACAAGACAGUCAUUGCGCUUUCGACUACCAACGCGUCCAUCGUCCACGUUCAUUCCAGUCAUGCCUUUGUUCUUCCAGCAUCUGAGGGCGUUGCUGACAAUGCUUCUGCCCUGCUUUCAACUGCCGCGAGGCUUGCUGCUCAGAGAAUCUUCAAUGGCAUCGCUUUCGGCGCGUCGAUUCUCCUCAUGGAGCCGCCAAGCUUCUGCGUCGAGGCCAUUGUUGAAGCAGGAAAGAGCAAAAACGUGCAGGUUCACCUCGCGACAACCAGAGCCUCAUUCUCUUCCUCGUUGCCAUGGAUCCGUCUGCACUCCCUGGAGACCGAUGCGGGCAUCAAGAAGGCUCUGCCUGUGAACCUCUCGGCCUACUACGAUUUCUCAGACGAAGUGAGCUUCAUCAACAGCUUGGGCUCUCGUGUGGCCAACCUUCUGCCUCCCGUUUGCCUCAAGUUCAACCGCGGUCACAUCUUCCAAAGCUCUGCUGAAUCCAUUUCUUCUCUUGAGCAAGAUGCAUUGCAGCGACCGUUGGUUGAGCAGGCAGUUGCUGCGGCUGCGGCAGAGGUGCCACAAGGCGCCGCUUCUUCUGAGACCGAUGAAGAGUCUAUCGUGAGAUCCGUCGGCAGCAUUACCGACUUGAAGGAGGCGCUUGCUACCUCAACCAUUAUCGACUGGAGAACCGAGACUCGUGUGACAGCGCGAGUCCGCGCCGUUGACUCGGGCAAGCUGUUCUCCCUCGACAAGACGUACCUUCUCCUGGGUCUCGCCGGUUCUCUGGGUCGGUCUUUGGCUCGCUGGCUCAUCACGCACGGUGCCCGCCAUGUCGUGAUCUCCAGCCGUAACCCCGAAACCCCUGACCCGAAGUGGCUGGCAGAGAUCGAAAACUUGGGUGGCAUUAUCACCGUUCUGUCCAUCGAUGUCUCCAAGGAAACCUCCAUCGAUGCUGGGCUCGCUCAGAUUCGACAGACGCUGCCACCCAUUGGCGGAAUCGCGUAUGGUCCGUUGGUACUUCACGAUGCUCUCCUUGCGAGCAUGGACCUUUCAAUGAUGAACGUGCCCGUCAAAUCCAAGGUCGUCGGAGCGCAGAUUCUACACGAACGCUUCUCGAGCCAGGCCAAGGAUCCCCUUGACUUCUUCGUCAUGUUCUCGUCGGUUGCGACGGUGGGAGGCAACCCAGGUCAGGCCAACUACACAGCCGCGAACUCAUACCUUCAAGCCCUCGCUCAAAAGCGUCAUAUCCAGGGCCUGCCCGCAUCGACAAUCGCGAUUGGCGCCGUUAUUGGUGUCGGAUUCUUGUCACGUACCGGCAGAGAGGAAGAAUUCAAGCUCGCUUCUGACACAGACACGAUCUCGGAAGACGAGUUCCUCACCCUCUUUGCCGAGGCGGUUGUCUCUGGAAGGCGAACCCCAGGCUCCCAACCGGUGGCCAUUACAGACAUAUCCGAUCUUGAGGUGAUCACUGGUAUUCCCGAGUUCAGUGCCCGGCACAAAGACACCGUUAAAUUUUACGACGACCCGCGAUUCGGAAACCUAAAGGUUCCCGAGAGCCGCGCCAACACGGAUGGCGCCUCGGGGGCUCAGAGCUCUGUCAAGGAGCAGCUGCUGAAAGCAAGGACACUGGAUGAGGUUCGCGAUAUCAUCAUCGAUGGCUUGUCGCAAAAGAUGCGCGGAAUCCUGCACAUUCCUGCCGAUGAGAAGGUCAACGCUACGACACCGUUGAUUGAUCAGGGCGUGGACUCGCUUGGUGCAAUCACCGUCGGCUCAUGGUUUUCCAAGACACUCAUGAUCGACAUCCCGCUGCUGAGGGUUGUCAGUGGUGCUUCAAUCGCUGAACUUGCUGAGGAGGCCGCAGGACGACUCUCAAGAGCCGCCAUUCCUCUAAUCGAAUCUGCCGACGGCAUCGUCAGUAGCGAGGAUGAUAGCCGCAGUGGUAGCGACUCGCCCAUUGACACGUCGAAUGCCACAUCAAUCUCAGAUUUGAGGGGUGACGACGUCGUCUUGGAAGACAAGGCGGCCACUUCGCGUCAGAUCCCGCUGUCUCUCACCCAGGAGCACUCGUGGAAGCUCCUUCAGCAACUGUCCGAUGAGCCGGCCAUCUUCCACAACACGAUCGGUGUGUUCAUGAAGGGUUCAGUAGACCUGGAUCGACUUGAGAAGGCCCUGAACAAGUCCCUCCGCCGUCAUGAGAUCUUCCGCACAGCCUUCUCGCCUGAGGGAGAGCAAGUCAUCCUGCCUGCCCCAGUCAUCCGCGUGCGCUAUGUCGAGGUCAGUGACAGGGCGGCAGCAGAGGAGGCCUACAAGCAGUUGGAGAAUGAGGAGUACAAUCUUGCUGCAGGCGAAGGCCUCAAGAUUGUCGACUUCCACUGGGCCCAGGACGAGCAUCUGUUCGUCAUCGGCUAUCACCGCUUGGUGGGCGACGGCUCGACGACGCAAAACUUCCUCGACGAAGUUGGCCAGCUUUACGAUGGCGCGCAACUUUCGGCACCGCCGCAGUACUCCAACUUCGCCGCGCGGCAGCGAUCUGACGUUCAAAGCGGCCAGAUGGACGCCGACAUCGCGUACUGGACCUCCAUGUACAAGACCCUUCCAGAAGUCCUCCCAGUCUUGUCGCUCCCCAACGCCCAGAAGCAGCGAGAUGCGAGCAACCGCGUUGCCUGGAAGCAAUACGUCGGCACGCUUCGUCUAAGCGCGAUCCUGGCCUUCCGCAUCCGCGAGCGCUGCAAGAAGCUCAAGGGCGUGACACCCAUGCACUUCUACCUGGCAGCUUACCACCUGCUCCUCGCGCGCCUCUCGGCUGCAGAGGACGUGGCCAUCGGCAUCGCCGACACCAAUCGCGCCAGCAUCCAGGACGUCUCAACCAUGGGCUUCUUCGCCAACCUGCUCCCCGUCCGCCUCGCGCCCUUCGAGCCGGCGCAGACUUUUGCCGACGAGCUCGAGUCCGUCAAGGAGCGCCUGCGGCAGGCGAUGCAGCACGCCCGUGUCCCCUACGGCGUCACGCUGGACCGCCUCGGCCUCGCGUCCUCGUCGGCGGAGCUGCCGCAUGCGCCGCUGUUCCAAGCCGUCUUCGAUUACAGGCAAGGUGCCGCGGAGACUGGACGUCUCGGCGGUGCUUCAUUUACGGAGAUUUGGGCUUCGCGCGAGCGCACGCCGCAUGACGUUGUGCUGGAGAUGUCGGACGAUCCGGCCAAGGAGCCGCUGGUCACGGUCAAGCUGCAGAGUUAUCUGUACGGAGAGCAGGAUCCGAAGGCAUUCUUGAGUGCCUAUGAGGCGACCCUGACUAGCUUCUCGGAGAAUACAAAGCUGGCGGUCGCCCAGGAUUGA
Molecule: messenger RNA, 4851 nt
Organism: Colletotrichum fioriniae
Lineage: Eukaryota; Fungi; Ascomycota; Sordariomycetes; Glomerellales; Glomerellaceae
Biological process (GO): secondary metabolite biosynthetic process; fatty acid biosynthetic process
Molecular function (GO): fatty acid synthase activity; phosphopantetheine binding
Source: RefSeq, a predicted model, not a curated record